Messenger RNA from Struthio camelus australis, 5331 nucleotides. RefSeq names its product ribonuclease P/MRP subunit p40 (gene RPP40). Gene Ontology annotation, cellular component: ribonuclease MRP complex; multimeric ribonuclease P complex. The record is from RefSeq and is a predicted model, not a curated record. Gene Ontology annotation, molecular function: ribonuclease P activity; ribonuclease MRP activity. NCBI's taxonomy places the organism in Eukaryota, Metazoa, Chordata, Aves, Struthioniformes, Struthionidae. Gene Ontology annotation, biological process: endonucleolytic cleavage in ITS1 to separate SSU-rRNA from 5.8S rRNA and LSU-rRNA from tricistronic rRNA transcript (SSU-rRNA, 5.8S rRNA, LSU-rRNA); tRNA 3'-end processing; tRNA 5'-leader removal.
GAGAUGGCCGCGCUGGCGCAUGGUGCCCGGUAGCCCCCUUUUACUAUGGGCCUUGAACAGAGCGCGGCCAGCCCACGCGGGGCUGCUAACCCACGUAGUUUUCCUGUGGUCAAAAGGCUGAGCUGCUGGAGGGCCCUCUUCCCGAAACAGUCCCUCUCCCGCAGUGAAGCCAAAACAAGCCUUAGCCCGAGCGAAGUGCUCGUGGUUGGGGUUGGUUGGUUGGUCAGAAGUGCGAGGGUGAAGUGGUGGAAGAGGUGACAAAAGUUGUGUGGGGUGAGUGCCGCCGAGAAAGUAACGUGGGUGGCUGUACCCACGAGCGUGUCUCGUCAAAGCAGUGAGGGCUGUCGUGUUUCAGCUGAAGCGUGGCUUCAGGUGUCUUUUUUGAUCCCCGAAUGUGGCAUACUACCUGAAAUGCUGAAAAGUACGAUUGCAGAUGUUGGAGAGUACUAUCUGGUGAGGAAUUUAUUGCUUCAUGAAUUGGUCACUCAUGAAUUCAUUGAUACUUUUGUGAAGAAAGGUUCAUGCUACGCGCUUACCUAUAACACAAAAAUUGAUCAAGAUAAUACUGCAGCUCUGCUACCAACUGGAAAACUAAUUCUAUCAGUGGAUAAGGAUACUUAUGAAGAGCUUGGACUGCAAGGUCGCCCUUCUCAGUAUUCUGGCAAAAAAGUAAUGAGACAUAUUAUAACUAUUGAUUUGACGGAUUCCAGCUUUCAUCCUGAUAGUAAGAAACAUAAAAGGGUGCUUUGGGCCUUGAAAGAAAAGAAACCUUUAGAAUUUGACUUCCUUCUGGCUUGGUCUAAUACAGGUGCAGAGGGAUCAACAUUGAUGUCAUACUUUCCCAAAAACCAAAUACAGGCUCUGAAGCCAAAAAUAACAUUCAGCACAUUAAGAGACUUGCAGUGUCCAGUGUUACAAAGUAACGAAUUACAAGGAAAGCCAGAAGAGUCAUGCAGUACAGAGGAACUGUUUGAAUGGUUAGGGGCUGUCUUCAGUCAAGUUAGCUUAGACAACAAAUCUUCUAGUUUUUUAUCAACCUACUGCUGUCCUCAGCCAAAUACAAUAGUGGAACAAGCUUUUUUGUGCACAAUCACAGGGUUCAUAAUUCCUGAGAAGAUAAUUCAGUUGUUGGAGAAACUGUGCUGCUAUUUUGAUGAACCAAAACUGGCACACUGGCUGACCUUAACUGUGCAUGGCUUUGCAGACAGCCCUGUUUCCUGGAGAGAAAGCGAACAUGGUUUUCACAAGGGAGGAGAAAACUUGUACAACUUUGUUGUUUUUAGAAACCUGGACUAUUGGCUUCAGAUGGCUGUAGGAACAAAUGACGCUUGUCCUCCAUGAAGCUCUGUCUACAGAAAAAGCAUUCUAAUAAUUCCAUGUUAUUGUGUAGAAGCCUAGUAAGAUACUUUUUUAUAAAAUGUAUGGAAUAAUAAGUACUACAAGGAUGUGUAUAUUUUUUCUGUUACUUAUAGCUCUUUAAAGGUGACCUACAAUGAAAUGAAUAGAUUUUUAUUUCUUAAUAGCCAUACAAUGCCUUCUGAAAGAUCACAAUAUUAGCUUUUAAGAAGAUUUUUGGAAAGUUUAAGUUGUUCUCAGGAAUUGACUAGAGGUAGUAUUUCUUUUUGUCUGGGUGUCAUUUUAGAAGUUGGAAGUUAUGUUUCCAGAUUUUUAGCUAAAAUACUUGGGAGAGAAGCUCACUUUAGGACUUACUGUUUUCAUACUUUACAUUAAAGAUCUGUAAAAACUUUUAAGUCACGUUUAAGACAUUUCAGCCUACCUGCUGGUUUAAAAAAAAAAAAAAAAAAGCGUCCUCCAUAAUUUGGGAGGGGAAAGGAGGAGAGGGGAAGUGAGAAGGGAGGGUGUGUAAGAGUGGGAGGAGCACCCAUUGAACAUGGCAAAAGCAAAGGCAACAGACCUGCUUUGUUUUUGUAGAUCACUAUUACCAUAAAGAAGAAAUUGAUUUUUAGCAGUGAUAUAAAAGAAUCUUCCUCACUUUUUAAUCAACAGCCUUCCUACACAGACACAUACACCCUACAUCUCUACUUUUAAAAGCAGCUUGCGAUUCUUGCUUGCAGGGCAACUUGAGGAGCUAAAACUUCAUCAGUUAUUGGAAGGUGCUUACACUUUGGGAAGAACAUGAUGGACCUACCCUCAAGGAGUCCAGUUGAAGUGAAACAGCUCUCUUUAAAGAUAAGCAGUUGUCCUAAGAGCAUAGGCGGUGCUCAAGAAAUCAGUUUAACUUUUGCUGAGGUCCAUGGAACUAUUUUUUUUUUUUAUGGAGAGGGCAUGUAUCAUUAAAGUAUCAAUGCAGUACUACAAUAGAAGCUGUUCACUUGCUAGCUGGAGAGAUUGGUAGCAGAAGUUAGGGCGUAGCUGUAGUGGAAACAGUAAGAUCUGCCAUCAGAAUAAGCAGCACAGAAAGGAGAGAGCUCACUGGAAGGAGUUAAGUAAUUUAUUUAUUUAUUGCUUCUAUUUAGUGAGAAGAAUCAUCCUGGAUGAUUUACUGGAUGGUAUUUUGUGUUUGUCAUGCACCUCCAGUAAACCUAAUCCCUUUUGCUCGAGUUCUAUUAUAUGUUUCACAAACAUGCAACUCUAACAAACCAGCAAACAGUUUUCUAAAUAACUGCAUUGUUUUUCAAAAUUAUCCCACCAUGAUGUGUUUCUAAUGGGUUACUAGGAAUAGAAGUGCCAUCUUGUCACACAUACAGAUAUGCACUCACACAGGAGAUCACGAAUUGAACAGAGGAAAAGAAUUUGGGAAAAUGUUUGACUUAACGCUUGACUAGUAAAUAUUUAACAUGGCUGGCUCAGACAUUACUGUAUGUUUCAUGACUAUGCAUCGGUGCAAAUUGCUUCAGUUGCUGGCUAAAGUCUGCUUUUGAAAGUCUCUCGUGAGAGAUUAUGCCACAUUUCUGCCUUCACAAAAGAGGUUUUAGUAAGCAGAAGUGUUUUCCUUUUUCCUCUUGAUCUUAAAAGCUUGACUUUCUGGGAAGUUAAACCUGCAGCAAAAGUAAUAAUAUAAAGUUAAAAAUCUAAAUCUUUAUGAAAAGUUGGAUAAUGGGAAGUAUUUGUAAGCGAAUGUUGUCAUCUUUCUGUCAUAUUCUGAUAAACUGAUUUUUUUUUUUCCCUCAAGCAAAAAUGGGAAUGCUCACUUGUUCUGAAAAGCUGAUACUUAACCUGCUUUACCACCACAAUCUCACACAACUGAAAAGUGUAUUGCAUAUUAUUUUAAAAAAAGAUUACCUUCUGAAACUAAAAAUCAUAGAUCAGUGGGUUAAUUUCCCAUAUUAACUGAGAGAAAGGCCUAAAGUCUUAGGCAUGUGCUUCAUAGUACUCCCAGCAGGAGCACAGCUGCUUUUGGCCUUAGCUCUCAAACAAUGCAGUAUGACCAGGUGAAAUGAGUUUUCUAAGAGGGAUCCAGUUACAUAGCACUUUAGGAUAGUUGAUGAGGUAGCUGUUGCAGAAGUGUUAGUGGAUAAACUGUAAUAGCCUCAUUGAGAAGUCUCUGGAAGGAAAGAAGCUCAGAAACAGACUAAUAGUUUUCCUCAGCAUGUGCGUAUUGAGAUGAGUCUUUUAUGGAUAUCUUGUCAGAUUGGCCAGCAGUUCCCUCUGCCUCCUAUGUAUGUAAGUGAAGGACUGUACAAAUGUUUCUCAAAGCUCAGUGUAGUAGGCAGAGUCAUUUGGGCAUACUGCUUCCUGCAAUUCCUAGUCCUCUUCAGGUGGUCAUUUUGAAUGGCUUUUCUAACUACGGAAGGGAUGAAAAUACUGUACUAGGUCUGAAUCCUGUAACUUAAAUUUGAAAUGCUGAGUUUAUUAGCUUUUUUCCUGUUUUUUUUUUUUAAGCUUGUAGGAAGUAUCAUUGAAAAUCAUGUCCACUUAACAGUGACUGCUGUUGGCCUGCUCUUAGGCUCUGUGAGAUGAUACUACAUUAACUAGAUCCUUGCUUUCCUAGCAGGGUCCUAGGUCUGCCUGUCUCAGGAGACAGGGUUUUCUGUGCUUACUGGGCCUUGUUGCACAGUAGAGAAACUCAGUGUAAGUGGAACUGGCCACCUGCACAUCGCUGUGACCUGAGUAAAGAUGACUGGGGGCUAGCAGCCUGUUUCCUACUGUCUGUAGGGGCAGAUUGAAUACUUUGGGGAGGAUACGUGUCUUCCUUGCCCUGGAAAUUCUCAAAGAUGGGUUAGUCUCUCCCUGGAGAAAGGAAUACAGAGUCAUUGCUGACAGGCUUGGGGGAAUGGAUUGAAGGAAAGAGCUGGGAAUGGGCCAGGUGAGCAGUAGUUCAAGGAAGAACUGGACAGGUACAUGAGGUGUAAUCAAGUUUUGCGUGAGAAUGGAAGACGGCUGCUGGUGGUGUUCUCACCCUUUGUGUCUGACUGAGGAAGGGCAGGAAAAUCCAAAGGCUUCUUGAGAGCUGUAAAUGUAAUGGAGAGCAGCUGCGCUCCAGCUGCUUCUGAGAUCAAAGGGCUGAGAAGUUUGGCCUCUGGGGAGUGUUUUAUCUAACAUGGGGAAGGAGAGCCAAAUAUUUGAAUAGGAAGACAUUCCUUCGUCUUCCAGCUUGGGUUACAUGAGGAGUAGAGGUUUUUAUUGUCUUGGUAUCUGGACAGAGUGAUAAGACGCUCCUUGAGUGCUAGGGAGCCAAUGCUCUGCUUUAACCUCCACCCUUUGCUGAGCUGUGCCUGCCUUCCUCUCAUCUGCUGGAAGGAAAGGGAAUUUUACUGGGGGUUUACUGGGGGAUAUUGGAAUGAACUGGGAAUGGGCCACAAAGAUCAUGUACUUCCUUCGUGUCCCAUAUUUGAAUAAGUGGUUAUAUGCAUUCAGAAACUGGUGGGUGUGGAACAAAUGAAAAACAAGCUCUCUUGGUGGUAAUGCGUAGAUAAAAGCUGAGGCAGUUGGAUAACGUGUCAUGCAAAGUCAUUCUAAGUAGAAUAUAUUUGCUUUUUCAUUUAGCCUUUGCAAAUGCUAACUGAGUCAGGAACCUCUCUGGAGAACUAAAGGUAUGUGUGACUGAUAAUGGCAGGAACGUGAGUUAAUUUUGGUGAUACUGUUCUGUGUGAAGAAGGUAAUGUUAACAUGGGGGAUCUAAGAAAAUUAGAGAUAAGGGUGUGAACAAGAAUUUUCACUGUCAGGUUCUAGAGAUGUGGUGGUGGUAGAGCGAAAGCAGCAAGAUUUGGCAUGGCUUAUAUCUGGGGAAUGCAGGAGCGACAAGAAUGAAUACUAACCUAAAGCUGCUUGAAAGGGAGGUGAUAGGGCUUAAUGGUAGUGGAAGCAUGAGCUUUGUUUUGGCUGUAGUGUGCUGUGGUUUAUGAAGAAAUAUCCAUUUUGGAGAGGCUA